Messenger RNA from Aspergillus clavatus NRRL 1, 1437 nucleotides. Its product is annotated as putative methionine aminopeptidase, type II. The transcript has 6 exons. NCBI's taxonomy places the organism in Eukaryota, Fungi, Ascomycota, Eurotiomycetes, Eurotiales, Aspergillaceae. Gene Ontology annotation, molecular function: metalloaminopeptidase activity. Bases 1 to 1437 code for a protein of 478 amino acids. Gene Ontology annotation, biological process: proteolysis. The record is from RefSeq and is a predicted model, not a curated record.
AUGGGAUCAAAGAGCCCUGAAGGGCACAACCAAGCUCCUCAUGGAGCCCCCAACGCGCUCGACAAGCCAGCGAACCCAGCCGUCAAAGCCCAGAAUGGCUCCGGAUCUGCCGACUUGGAUCGCGGAACCAUCAGCAACGAUGACGAUGACGCCGACGAUGACGAGAAGGAAACCCAGAUAAACGGUUCUUCCAACGCUGGUAGGAUCUACCUCUUCCCAUCCCGGCCGGCGAAAUUUCAGCAUCGCCCCACUGACACCCCGUCUACUCCAGAAAAAAAGAAAAAGAAACGUAAGAGAUCCAAGAAGAAGGCCAAACCCACCGAGGCCAAGCAAACGAGCCCACCGCGCGUUCCGCUCUCGACUCUCUUCCCCUCCGGAUACCCGGUCGGCGAGCUCGUCGCCGACGAUCGCACGUCCCGCGUCACCGACGAGGAAACGCGCUACAACUCGCGUCUCUGGGACGAUGGCUUCCUCGCGGACUACCGCCAGGCCGCCGAGAUCCACCGCCAGGUCCGCCAAUAUGCGCAGCGCGAGCUGAUCAAGCCCGGCGCAACUUUGUCCUCGAUUGCGGAUGGCAUCGAGGAUGGGGUGCGCGCGCUGUCUGGCCACCAGGGCCUUGAGACCGGGGAUGGGCUGAACGCGGGCAUGGGCUUUCCGACCGGGCUGUGUGUGAACCACGUUGCGGCGCACUGGACGCCGAACCCCGGUGCGAAGGAAGUGGUUCUGGAGAAGAGCGAUGUGCUCAAGGUGGACUUUGGAGUUCAUGUCAACGGUCGCAUUGUCGAUUCAGCCUUCACGGUUGCCUUUGACCCGGUGUAUGAUAACUUGCUGGAGGCUGUGAAGGAGGCUACGAAUACGGGUAUUGCGCAUGCUGGUAUUGACGCCAGAGUGAGUGACAUUGGCGCCGCUAUCCAAGAAGUGAUGGAGAGCUACGAGCUCGAGAUUGCGGGAAAGUCGGUCCCUGUCAAAGCGAUCCGGAACAUCACUGGCCACAACAUCCUUCGAUACCAUAUCCACGGCGGCAAACAGGUGCCCUUUAUCAAGAACAAUAGGCGGGACAAGAUGGAGGAGGGAGAGGUAUUUGCCAUUGAGACGUUCGGAAGUACCGGCAAGGGGUAUCUUGACGACGACUUUGGAAUCUACGGCUACGGCAGAAAUGAACAUGUGCCCGCCACUGGCCUGCGUCUUGCCUCUGCAAGGUCUCUGGUCAAGACUAUCGACGCCAAUUUCGGGAGCCUAGUCUUCUCUCGUCGCUAUUUGGAGCGCCUUGGAGUGAAGAGCUAUCAUCUUGCGAUGAAAAAUUUGAUUGACAAUGGUAUUGUCGAAUCUUAUGCGCCGCUUGUGGAUGUCAAGGGCUCGUACACGGCGCAGUUCGAACAUACCAUCCUCCUCCACAGUGGAGGAAAAGAAGUCAUUAGUCGCGGUGACGACUACUAG